Molecule: messenger RNA, 1080 nt
Organism: Pleurotus ostreatus (oyster mushroom)
Lineage: Eukaryota; Fungi; Basidiomycota; Agaricomycetes; Agaricales; Pleurotaceae
Exons: 1
Coding region: 1-1080 (359 amino acids)
Source: RefSeq, a predicted model, not a curated record
AUGCAGCCGACUCUUUCUGACGAGACUUUCUGCUUGAUCCUCGAAUACGUGCGGGGUAAAGAGGCUCUUUGGAACCUCCUCUUGUCUUCGCAAAAGCUCUGCGAGCUAACGAAGCCGUUCUUCUACGCCAAUGCAGCAUUUCAUCCAACAAUAGAAAACCUCAGGUGCUUCCUCAGAGCAAUGGAACUCCAGCAUAAUGGACGACACACGGAGCUCUUUGUUCGCACCCUCAUAUUCUACGCCAAUGAUGAACCCCUUGAAGACACUCAGCUUCGACUUGUUAAUAAGAUUCUGAUGAAGACGACCAACUUGACGUCGCUCAGUCUCGUACUCCCGUCACCCCGACCCUCUCUUCAAUUUCUUGAGGAUGCGACGUUCUCUCUCAGUGAGCUCAGUAUCAGCGUCCCCGACAUGGACGACAAUCUGGUCCAUUUUUUAGAGGCACAAUCACAGCUCAAAGCCUUGCGGCUCGAUUGUUCCUCUCAAAGCAAGUCUAGCGCAUCUCAUUUCCGCUCCCCAUCCUUCCUAAACCUCCAGGUCUUGAUCACUACAUAUUCCGUCUUCCACCAAUUCUUCGAACUGCGUGCAUGCGUGACGCACCUCACUGUGCUCGACCUUCCGUAUUAUACCCGCCCUGUAGGUCGAAACAGCUUUCUCGACAAUAUACGGGUGUUUUCGUGUCAUUCUUACUUCGGCCCGACCGUGCUCUUGAAAGGGGUCUUAUUCUUCCCCAACCUUCAAUGGAUGGAGAUUCGCUCAUCGGCCAGUAUUCAUGAAGUCUUCAAAGGACUAUGCACCGUCUCCGAGCACAUUCGAAACCUUCGAGGUGUACGAUUCGCCUAUCAGGAAGCCACACCCUUCCUAGUGAGUGAGGCGAAGAAAUGCUUUGAUGCCCUCGCCUCGCUUCAGUUUGUAGAAUUCUGCGGGGAACUUGGAUGCUGCCAACGCUGGCAUCGGGAUUCGGUUGCACCGACCGAAAUCAGGUGGAAGAGCUUGGGAGGCAGCGAGUGGUUGUUUGAUUGGGAGAAAGACGUCGUUGAGGUUGAUGGCGACGAAAUUCUGCCAGAUUGGUUAUUUUGA